GGUUUUUCUUUUCGAGUUACAGCCAACUUUAUGAGAAUAGGGGCGCAGAUUUACAUGCUAUAGUCUUACCACCGUCAGUUAUAAGCUAAAAGGGCCAUGCUCGGCAGUUAGUUGUCUUACCCCCACGCAUAGUCAGUCUUGGGACUUGGUCAAAUGGCGAACUUUACCUCUUCUAAUCUCUUACUAAUAAUAACCUACCUAUAUCUCUAUUACCCAGCGCGAUUUAUCAAAUCAAACCAUGUAUCCUCAUACCCUUAUAAGAUCCCCUCGAAUACUUCUUCAGGGCGCGGCGCGUAAUGGAUGCCAAUCCCCAGUCGUACAUUCUUUCGGAGGAAGAAUCGCGGAUUAUAUUUGAGCGAGAUAUCCUCCCCUCCGAGUUAAGCGGUCUCUCUUUGGCGGAGGCGCCUAUCUCUAACAACGGUAACGGAGCCGCGAGAACCCCGCUUGCGGUUCUGCUUAUCGGCCAGACGGGCGCCGGGAAGACGCGCACAGCGCCCGCGAUCAAGAAUGCCUUGAUCCGUCUACGUGGUGGCGAGCGUCUCGCGCAUUUCGUCGCCGACACGUAUAAGACGUUCCAUCCAGCAUAUCGCACGAUCCUCGCCACGCGCCCUGCUCUAGCCUCGCCGGCAACGAGCCCCGAUGCGCGGCGCUGGCUCGCCACGGCUGCAUCGUAUGUCGCGUCGCAGCGCGCCGACGUGCUUAUCGAGUCCGUGGCCCGGCACCCGGGCGAUUUCGCGGACUUGGCGCGUCUCUUUCGCGCAGAAGGCUAUCGUAUCGAGGUAGCUAUCCUGGCAGUCCCUGCAGCGCUGAGCCGUCUUGGCAUCCUGACGAGGUUCUACGAGAAGCUGCCGGAGGCCGGGCCGCAAGGUGGACUGCCCCUCCGCCUGACCCCACGUAAAGUCCACGACGAGUCUUACGCGGGGUUAUUAGAGGCAGCGGCGUUUGUGGACUCAUCGGACGCCGUGGACCAGGUUGUGGUUGUACGGCGAGAUAACCUAGUGGCGUAUGCUAAUGAACGAAUUAAAAACAUUAGUGAUGGUGAUGGCUGUAGGUGGGGGCCGAGAACUGCUGAGGCUGUGCGGAUAGAGAGGGAACGGCCGUUGACGUCUGGGGAGAAGAUAGGCGCUGAGCUUAGUUUACAGAGGCUUCGGAAGAUAAAUGUACCCGGCCUUGAAAGCCAGCUGAUAGAAAUCGAAAGUAUGCUAGAACCCCUUUUAGGUGCUCUCGACGACUCAGUGUAUCUACCCUUAAAACCGCUCUUUCUUCCUAAUUCGGUGCACGAUGAUCAAUUCGAUAUUGAGGCGGGCCUUAUGCUUGGGACGACGCUACCUGGUUGUAUUCGGCCCCUUCCUUCGAAAGCGUCGACGAGUAUGAAUGAAAUAAAUCUAUGAGACUAUCGUUUAGCAACACUAUACAUAGCUGAAAUCUUAGUAUGUACAAAAGUUAGCAGCUAUGUGCCAUAUAGUACUCGGGAUCCCACAU
Daldinia decipiens is the source of this 1482-nucleotide messenger RNA. RefSeq names its product zeta toxin-domain-containing protein. The coding region runs from base 297 to 1391 and encodes 364 amino acids. NCBI's taxonomy places the organism in Eukaryota, Fungi, Ascomycota, Sordariomycetes, Xylariales, Hypoxylaceae. Gene Ontology annotation, molecular function: kinase activity; ATP binding. The transcript has a single exon. The record is from RefSeq and is a predicted model, not a curated record.